Molecule: messenger RNA, 1323 nt
Organism: Corylus avellana
Lineage: Eukaryota; Viridiplantae; Streptophyta; Magnoliopsida; Fagales; Betulaceae
Product: UPF0481 protein At3g47200-like
Source: RefSeq, a predicted model, not a curated record
AUGGAAAACAUCCCCUGUAGUGCGCAACUUGCCGCGGUGGUGAUUGACAUUCCACGAGACCGUGCGAACGACAUUCCACAAGACCCUUCGGACUCGGAGUUGGCAGAAUGGUGUAUCUACAAGGUCCCCAAGCAACUGCGCAAGGUAAACGAAGAAGCCAACACUCCUAAGCUAGUCUCAAUAGGACCCUUUCAUCACAACCAGGUUGAAUUGGAGGACAUGGAAAAGCACAAACAGAGAUAUUUUGUGCAUUUCUUGAAACGGACCGAGAAGAGUCCCAAUGAUCUUCUAAAGAUCAUUAAAGACGACAAAAAAAAAAUCCGUCAUUGCUAUUCAGAGAUCUUUGAGCGCAUCAGUAGUAGUGAAGAACAUUUUCUGGUAAUGAUUCUAUUGGAUGCCAUCUUUAUAAUUGAGCUCUUCUUAAAAACCUCUAAAAAAGAACCGGAUUACAUAUUGAGUAAGCCAUGGCUGGUAAAUUAUUUACUUUAUGACUUGAUAUUACUCGAGAAUCAACUUCCUUUUUUUGUUCUUGAGAAAUUAUAUAUGUUCGCCUUCAAUGACUCUUCCGGUUGCAACCAUCGCAAACAAGGCAAGCAAAUUGAGGAACACAAAAAGGACCUGAAGAAAGAGGAUGCUCCCUUUGUCAGGCUUUCUCGCAAAUACUUUUCUCACUUUGAUAAGGAGAAAGAAUCCAUUAUAGGAGAGGAAGUAAAGCAUUUAACAGAUUUGCUAAGAUAUAUGUUCUGUUCAGUACCAGAGCUGAUUCAGCAACCUAGAAAACCUAUGGUUAAUAUAUAUAGUGCCACAAAGCUUGACUACGCAAGAUUGAAAUUCGAAGCAGCUCAUGAGAGACGAUUACUUGACAUAACAUUCUCUGGGAAUGAGUCGAAAUGGUCUAUCUUGACAAUCCCACAACUUGUGAUAGACGAUAAUAUUGAAGUAGUUUUCCGAAACCUCAUAGCCUUGGAGCAGUGUCAUUAUCCAUCUGAACCGUACAUCUGCAAUUAUGUUUCGCUAAUGAACUAUAUAAUCAACACCGAACAAGAUGUGAAAUUGCUUGUUGAGAAAGAUGUCAUUGUGAACCAUAUCGGUAGCAACGCUAAAGUGGCAACUCUAUUUAGCGAACUCUGCAUUCAGAUGUUGGUAACUGCUUCCUGUUACGCUUCUCUAAGUGUAGAGAUUGAUGAGUACUGUAAAAGCUUUUGGAACCGCAGCAUGGCAUCCAUUAAAGGAACAUUUUUUCGUGAUUUUGGGAGAAGCAUUGCAACUGUGGGCGCCCUACUUGCUUUGUUGGGUCUCUUUAGUUCUUUUCUCUCAAAAUAA